GCUCUGGUUGGGCUGGAUUUGAUAAAUCGCGUGCGUUUCCGAAUGCAAUGCCGGACUAUGGUGUUCUAACCGCUGAAGAUGCCGUCACAGCAGAGGACGACGUGAAGGAGAGGAUUCGUUUGGAGCUGGCGAGACUGCAGAGUCUACUGGAAAAGAAUUAUCAAGCUGUUAGUGUCCUUGCGCCGUCCAGCGUACCGCGGGCAAGCAAGCCAGACUUCAGUAUCUACACUGGAGCAGGAGGAAACGCAUACAUGUACUGGAAGCUAAGUGAGCAUUAUGCUCGUCAUUUCAACAAAAGCGAGUCGAAGCGUUGCCUCCAGCUCGCUGUCGCAGCCAUCGAAACAGCACUCUCCCUCAUCGGUCAGAUGGCAAAGCUACACGUCAACAGUUACAUUGGCGUCUCUUUCUACAUCGGGGAUGCCGGCAUCUAUGCUCUCGCAAGUGUCAUUUACCAUCGAUCUGGUCAUGUCAACAAAUGCCAACAUUGUGUACAACAGCUCCUAUCCGAGUCCAGUAGGGCAUCAAAAGUUGACGAGGAUGAAAUUCUUUACGGAAGAGCAGGAUAUCUGUUUUGUUUGCUUUUCGUUAAAAAACACCUUCCUGCUCAUCUCGUUCCAAUUGAAAAACUCGAAUCGACGGCUACUAGUGUUGCAGAGGUUGUGAUAGAAACUGGUGUCAAGGGGAGCAGAGGUCAAAAACAUCUGAGGUAUUUCUUUUUGGGGUCUGAGUAUCUUGGAGCAGCUCAUGGGUUGUGUGGUAUUAUCUACGUAUUAAUGUAUUUUCCUCAUCUAAUGUCCAAUUCCAGAAUCAACCUACUGAUCAAGGAAUCGUUGGAUUACCUACUAAAUGUCCAACUUCCUUCGGGAAAUUUCCCUGCGGCGGCCGAUGACGAUCCUUCUCGUGCAGAUUGUUUAGUGCAUUGGUGUCAUGGAGCUCCUGGAUUUGUCUCUUUGUUUACAAAGGCAAAUGAAUGCUACGGCGACGUCAAGUACAAAGAAGCUGCUCUGGCAGCUGCUCGGUGUGUGUGGCAUCGUGGCCUAUUACGAAAAGGCAUUCCGCUGUGUCAUGGGAUUUCCGGUAAUGCAUACGCUUUCUUUAAUCUCUACAGAGCAACGAAAGAUUUGGAGCACAAAUAUCGAGCACUCAAGUUCUGUGAGGCGUUGUGUGACCCGGCAGUUCAAAAGCAGCUUACAGAGUAUGACGACAGAUCUAGACAUGUGAAAGGGGUUCCUGACACUCCAUACAGUCUCCUGGAAGGAUACGCCGGUGUCGUUUGUCUGUUCGUUGAUGCUCUCUCUCCCGAACAGUCAGCGUUUCCGGGUUAUGAUGGGGACAUGUAAAGACAAAUCGGACAACUUUCUGUUAAUAAGUAUAUAUGUUGUACUUCUUUCAAGUUUCCAACUUUCUGUAAAUUGUCAUGAUUUCGAGGGUGCAUCUCCUUGUGCUUAAAGUUAUUUAUGUAUUAGUUGGCAGAUCAACAUGGCAUUAUUGACCCAAGGUGGAGGGGCUCAU
Corticium candelabrum is the source of this 1512-nucleotide messenger RNA. Its product is annotated as glutathione S-transferase LANCL1-like. NCBI's taxonomy places the organism in Eukaryota, Metazoa, Porifera, Homoscleromorpha, Homosclerophorida, Plakinidae. The transcript has 3 exons. The coding region runs from base 48 to 1340 and encodes 430 amino acids. Gene Ontology annotation, cellular component: plasma membrane. The record is from RefSeq and is a predicted model, not a curated record. Gene Ontology annotation, biological process: peptide modification; carbohydrate metabolic process.